This is a messenger RNA of Pyrus x bretschneideri (Chinese white pear), 678 nucleotides long. RefSeq names its product protein BUNDLE SHEATH DEFECTIVE 2, chloroplastic-like. The coding region runs from base 103 to 498 and encodes 131 amino acids. Gene Ontology annotation, molecular function: protein folding chaperone. Gene Ontology annotation, cellular component: protein folding chaperone complex; chloroplast stroma. NCBI's taxonomy places the organism in Eukaryota, Viridiplantae, Streptophyta, Magnoliopsida, Rosales, Rosaceae. The transcript has 5 exons. The record is from RefSeq and is a predicted model, not a curated record.
CUCUGUUUCAUUAGAGUCAACUCUUCACUCUCCACAGGUUCUGAAUAAAGGCCGUAACUUUCUUACUCCAAAAAAGAGAGAAUUUUGAAAAAUCCUCUUCGAAUGGCAACCUUUCUUUCUUUCACGCCUCUUUGUUCCUUCAAUUCCAUAAACAAACCAAGGGUUUAUAUCGAAAAUUCGACUCGCAGGAAGGUUAUUCGGGUGAAUGAAGUGUUUCGGAACUCGAAAGCUGCAAACUUUCAGUCUUGGGAGGUCAAGGCCACAGAUGGUACUCCAACGACCAAAGUAAAUAGCAUAGUAUGUUCUGCAUGUGAGGGAAAUGGUGCGAAAGCGGGUAGUCAAUGUGAAGGUACGGGAGUUAAUUCUGUAGACCACUUCAACGGACAGUUUAAAGCUGGUGGAGUAUGUUGGCUUUGCAGGGGGAAGAGGGAGAUUUUGUGUGGAGAUUGCAAUGGUGCCGGGUUUUUGGGCGGCUUCAUGACCACGCAUGACGCCUAGAUCGUUGCAACCAGCAAGGACAUAUACGAUUCUUAGAAAUUUCGACCAGAACAGAAAAGACCAAAAUAUGUUGCUCAGUGUAGUGAAAUGUUGUACUUGGUAAACAAGUCAAGAACUCAUUCCUUUGAUUAGAUACUGUAAUAUGGUUACUGCAUUUAAGACAGACCGCGAUACUCUUUA